Lepidothrix coronata (blue-crowned manakin) is the source of this 430-nucleotide messenger RNA. It is a transcript of the gene KRTCAP2, whose product is annotated as keratinocyte associated protein 2. The coding region runs from base 35 to 346 and encodes 103 amino acids. NCBI's taxonomy places the organism in Eukaryota, Metazoa, Chordata, Aves, Passeriformes, Pipridae. The transcript is spliced from 3 exons. The record is from RefSeq and is a predicted model, not a curated record.
AGGGCUGUGGGGGUCAGGGCAGGGAGGAAAGGGGAUGGGAGCAGGCUCGGGAGCACAGCAGGUCCCUGUUCUGCCCCUUAACCCCCACACCCAGGCCUUCAACAACCUGGAGAACCUCAUCUUCGGGAAGGGAUUCCAGGCCAAAAUAUUCCCCGAGAUCCUCACCUGCCUGUUGCUGGCCCUGUUCGCCUCUGGCCUCAUCCACCGGGUCUGUGUGACCACCUGCCUCAUCUUCUCCAUGGUUGGCCUCUACUACAUCAACAAGAUCUCCUCCACCCUCUACCAGUCUGCAGCGCCCGUCGCUGCCCCCGCCAAGGCCGUGGGCAAGGGCAGGAAGAGGAAUUGACGUCCUGGUGCCCCUUCCCGGGGCAGCUCCCUCCCCGUGGCCACUCCGGGACUCGCCCCCACCCAAUAAAGCCAUUUCUUUGUA